Messenger RNA from Rhododendron vialii, 3942 nucleotides. RefSeq names its product nuclear matrix constituent protein 1-like. Gene Ontology annotation, cellular component: nucleus. Gene Ontology annotation, biological process: nucleus organization. The record is from RefSeq and is a predicted model, not a curated record. NCBI's taxonomy places the organism in Eukaryota, Viridiplantae, Streptophyta, Magnoliopsida, Ericales, Ericaceae. The coding region runs from base 340 to 3771 and encodes 1143 amino acids. The transcript is spliced from 9 exons.
GAUAAUACCCCUCAUUUAGCCUCCAAGACUCCGAGGGAAACCCCAACCAACCAAAGGUAAAUUCGUAAAACCAGAUCAAGAUCGUCUCGUCAACACAACGCGAUUUUACAACCUUCGCCAAAUCGAUCGCUUCACAGAAAGAAAAUCCCAAGUCGCCGUUUUUUCCCACAACAACCCCUGUACCUCAUACACUCCCACCGGAAUUCGCAUACUCUUUAACAACCCGUCCAAUUUUCCGUCAAACCGUCGAUUUCUCACCGGUCCAAAACUAGGGUUUUUUUGAACGGUUCGAACACUCACGUGCUAGGGCUUGGUGUAUGAAACACACCAUUCAGCGCGAUGUUUACGCCGCAGAGGAGGUCGGCGCCGAGGUUUACGCCACGGAGCGAGGGUGAGACCCACAACAGGAACUCAGGGAAUCCGCCGCCGCCGCCUUUGGGUUUGUUGAAUGAGAGCGGGAUGAUGGCGGCAGAGGACGGGGCGGGGGGUAUGGAGGAGGAUUGGAGGAGGUUUAGGGAGGCGGGGUUUUUGGAUGAAGGGGAAAUGGAGAGGAGGGAUUUGGCCGCGGUGGCGGAGAAGGUUUCCAGGCUUGAGAGAGAGCUUUUCGAUUAUCAGCAUAAUAUGGGGCUGCUGCUUAUUGAGAAGGAGGAGUGGGCGUCAAAAUAUGAAGAAGUGAGAGAAGCACUAGCUGUGGUUCAAGAAGUCAUCAAACGAGAGCAGACAGCGCAUUUGAUUGCAAUAACUGAAGUUGAGAAGCGAGAGGCGAAUAUCAGAAAAGCUUUGGGCAUUGAAAAGCAGUGUGUGGCUGAUCUUGAGAAGGCAUUACGGGAAUUGCAUGCAGAUCAUGCAGAAGUCAAGUUUGCAUCUGAGGCUAAGAUAGUUGAAGCAAAUGCCUUGGUUGCUGGAAUCGAGGAUAAAUCAUUUGAGGUGGAGGAAAAGUUGCAUGCUGUUGAUGCGAAACUUGCCGAGGCUAGUAGAAAGAAUUCAGAGCUGGACAGGAAACUACAAGAAUUGGAGUCUCGUGAAAGUGUGCUUCAGAGGGAGCGCCUAUCCUUUAACACAGAGCGAGAAGUGCAUGAUGCAACUUUUCAUAAACAUAAAAAAGAUUUGCAGGAGUGGGAGAAGAAAAUGCAGGAAGCUGAAGAGAGGCUUUGUGAGGGUCGGAGAACCAUAAAUCAGAGAGAGGAAAAGGCAAAUGAAAGGGACAGGACACUUGAGCAGAAAGAGAAGACACUUGAAGUUGCACAGAAGAAGAUCGAUUUGGCUAGAAAAGCUUUGAAGGAGAAAGAAGAAGAUAUAGAAACUAGAUUUUCGGACUUGGUUGCAAAAGAGGAAAAAGCUGAAUCUCUUAGAAGCUGCCUAGAGACGAAGGAGAAGGAAUUACUUGCUUUGACAGAAAAGCUUAGUGCCAGAGAAAGAGUGGAGAUUCAGAAGGUCCUUGAUGAGCACAGGGCCUGCCUGGAUACAAAAGGGAUGGAAUUUGAUUUGGAAAUGGAAGAGAGGAGGAAAUCACUUGAUGAUGAAAUUAGAGACAAGACAGAAGCAAUGCAGCAAAAAGAAGCAGAAAUCAAUCACAUGGAGGAAAAAAUUCGAAAAAGAGAGCAAGCAUUGGAAAAGAAGUCUGAGAGACUCAAGGAGAAAGAGAAGGACCUUGAAGCAGCAUUGAAAGCUUCAAAGGAAAUGGAGAAGUCUAUCAAAGCUGAGGAGAGAAGACUGGAAGUUGAAAUGAAGCAAAUGUUUUCUGAUAAAGAAAGUCUGCAUAUUGUCAAAGAUGAGCUUGAUAAACUGAGGGCUGAGAUAAGUCGGCACGAACUUCAGAUACGCGAAGAGAAGGAAAAACUUGUGAUUACUGAAGAAGAGAAAGCUGAACAUCUUCGUUUGCAGUUAGAGUUGAAAGAGGAGAUAGAAAAGUACAGACUUGAGAAGGAGCUGCUUUUGAAGGAAGGUGAGGAUCUGAAGCUGGAUAGAAAGAAAUUUGAGGAAGAGUGGGAAGCAUUGGAUGAGAAACGAGUUUCCAUUGCUGAGGCAUUCAGGGUUAUUGAUGAAAAAAGAGAGGAGCUAGAAAAAUCACAUCGCUCAGAAGAGGAACGGUUGCAAAAGGACAGAGUUGUGACACAGGAUUAUAUAAGGAGAGAGUUGGAAAACGUCAAGUUAGAGAGAGAAUCAUUUGAAGCUGUGAUGAAGCAUGAGCAGUCAGUUUUUUCUGAAAAAGCACGAAGUGAACACAGCCAGUUACUUCUCGAGUUUGAGUUGAGGAAAAGAGAUCUUGAGACCGAGUUUCAGGUUAGGCAAGAAGAAAUAGAGAAACACCUGCACGAAAAGGAGAAAGCAUUUGAGGAGGAGAGGCGGAAAGAACUCACCAAUAUCAACUACAUGAAGGGAGUUGUCCAGGGGGAAAUAGAGGAAAUGAGGUCUGACAGGCCUAAAAUGGAAAAGCAAAAGCAGGAAGUUGCUUUGAACAAGAAGCAACUGGAAACAGAUCAACUUGAAAUGCGGAGGGACAUUGAUGAGCUUGGUGUUCUUAGCAAGAAGAUUAAGGAUCAGCGCGAACAAUUCAUCAAUGAAAGAGGCAGGUUUCUUGCAUUUGUUGAGAGGCUUAAGAGUUGUAACAGCUGUGGGAAUAUUACACGAGAAUUUGUGCUUUCUGAUCUUCAGUUACCUGACAUGGAAGAACUUGAGGCCCUUCCUUUUUCUGAAUUAGCCAAAGAAGCUUUAACGAGCUCUCAGGGUGCCGUUGAAGGAAACAGUAUGAAAAGAUCUCCUGUGUCUUGGCUCCGAAAAUGCACCUCAAGAAUUUUCAAAUUGUCCCCUAGUGAUGUUCAAAAUCUGGAAUCACCUUUGUCUGUUGUGGAGGUCAAUAGAGCAGAAAUAACAGACAUAGGCGCAGAAAGCGGAAAAAGUGUAGAUGAAGAGAGACCAGAACCCUCAGUUGGGAUCGCGGAGGGCUUGUUAGAGGAGUCCCAGCAAUCAGAAAUGAGCAAUCAACGCAAAACUGGGAGAAAGCCCAGGGGUGGUAUUCAUAGGACACGCUCUGUGAAGGCAGUGGUUGAAGAUGCCAAGGCUAUUUUAGGAGAGAUUUUGGAAGUCCCGAAUUUGCCUGAGUCGCAACCUAAUGAUUCUGCUACUGGCACAAAUGCAAGGAAGAGGCAUCAUGCACAAACUUCUGGAAUCUCAGUGUCUGCGCAGGAUCCUGAUGACAGCGAAGGGCGUUCUGAGAGUGUUACUGCAGGUGGGCCCAGAAAGAAGCGACAGACAUUUGCUCCAGCCAUGCACACCCCUGGGGAAACACGUUAUAAUCUCAGGCGACGCAAGACUGCAGCCGUGGACAGAUCAACUAAAGCUGAGACAAAAAAGAAUAAUGAGAAACGAUCAGAUGACAAAGGUGGUGGCAAUUCAGAUGCAGCAGUACCAAACAUUGGAGUUGCUUCAGCACCUUUGUUGGUGCAUUGUACAACAUGUGAAAGUAUUGAUACUCAGGAGUUCUCGUCUGACAGGGCUGUGAGGUUAGAGACAGCGGCAGAUGUUGAUGACAAGUCUGAAGCAGCGAAGUUGGUUCAAACUAUUGGUUUAAGUGAGGAGGGAAAUGGUACAUCGGGGCAUGACACUUUUCUUGACUCCAAUAGAGGUGACCAUGACAAUGACAAUAACGACGACGAUGACGAUGACGAUGGUGGUGAUGGCGAUUACAUUGACGAUGAUGGUGAUGACGAACAUGAGCAUCCUGGUGAAGUAUCGAUUGGAAAGAAAUUGUGGAAAUUCCUUAGCACAUGACACACUUUUGCCUUUUAGAUACAGACCAGCAUGUGAUCUGUGAGUUUUUCCUUUCUUUGGUUCAAUAGGUCAGCUGCUUCCUCGCUGAUUUUCAGGUGUCCGGUUUUCUUUGUUUGUUUUCCAUAUACAGUUCUGAACAUUUUUUCUCAAGAUAUUUACUUGUUUCUUGUG